AUGUUUGCACCACAAGAACUUGACCAAGCCAAGUGCAUGAAGAUGUGCCUUGUUCACGACAUUGCGGAAUCUGUCGUGGGAGAUAUUACCCCUUUCAGCGGCGUCUCUAGGACUGAAAAGGGUAGAAGAGAGGCCUCGACCAUCGCGUACAUUGCCAAUCGAUGGUCUGGACCAUACACUGCUGAGAUUGAAAAGCUCUGGCAUGAAUUCGAAGCUGGUGAAACCCCAGAGGCUCAGUUUGCCCAGGACAUUGACAAAAUCGAGCUCCUUCUACAAGCAGUUGAGUACGAAAGGGAGAGCAAGAAUGAAAAAGAUCUGGGUGAGUUCAUGGGAGUUGCCCGAAAGUUACGAACUGGGGCUGGAAAGGCAUGGGCAAAUGAAAUACUGGGGGAUAGGGAGAGGUUUUGGGAGGGCCGACAACACUUGAGGGGAGAACAUGCCCAACAAGGAGGGCUCUCUGAAGAGAUGACAAAGGCUCAUGAUGCAUAUUAUGGAUAG
Molecule: messenger RNA, 498 nt
Organism: Fusarium tjaetaba
Lineage: Eukaryota; Fungi; Ascomycota; Sordariomycetes; Hypocreales; Nectriaceae
Product: HD family hydrolase
Exons: 1
Coding region: 1-498 (165 amino acids)
Cellular component (GO): cytoplasm
Molecular function (GO): 5'-deoxynucleotidase activity
Source: RefSeq, a predicted model, not a curated record